Molecule: messenger RNA, 2823 nt
Organism: Lytechinus variegatus (green sea urchin)
Lineage: Eukaryota; Metazoa; Echinodermata; Echinoidea; Temnopleuroida; Toxopneustidae
Product: WAS/WASL-interacting protein family member 3-like
Exons: 2
Coding region: 834-1805 (323 amino acids)
Source: RefSeq, a predicted model, not a curated record
AAUAUCUCAAUGGGCCCUUCAUAAAAACCACGAUAGCGAGAAAAUUAAAUACGCAAUAACGGCUGUUGAUAAUAAAAAUUUGAGGCUACCAUACAUUUAGAUCAAGGUGGAGAAGGAUAUAUUCGAUUCUUGGAUUUUGCUGCGACAAACGGACAGUGUGGGGAAUUUUAUUCCGUUGAAAAAAAAGACUCAAAAACAAAUUUAGACCCCAAAGUGGAAUUGGCUGGCGGACUAUUUAUCAUGACUAAGCAAUCAGUACGAUAUUCUGCGUAUGUCUUGGAUUCGGAGAAAUAUACAUAUCAGUUACAGGGAAUUGAAACCUACCACCCCGUCUGCCAUUGAUACUGAGGCCUUCUCUGUAAAGGGUCCAGAUCAAAACAAAUAAGUGAACUGCUUAUAUUUGCCGUUGACCGAUCGGACGUCAUUUUGUCUUUGGUAGAUUAUGAUGCGAAGAUCAGAGUGGAUUAAAUUUCAAACAAAAUAUAUACGCAUAUCCGACAGGAUGGAAGGGAUGCAAACAUUUGUUGAGGCACACUCUGAGGAAUUAUAAGCUCAUUUAUUUGACAUUCUAACUGCCCAAAUACUACAUCUGUGAGGAUUAAAUUGUGGAUUUAUAAUUCGAAUUCCUUCAGAGAUAUUCAUAUCUGACUUCUGCUGGGCGCAUGAGAAGAGCGAACUUCUUCGCAUGAGCAAACCAUCGACUACCACCGAGGAAAUACUUGAAACAGAUAUGUGAUUAAAAACAAGAUUAUAUCAUUUAUCGUGUCAUCCUGAAAAAAGUUCGGAAUUUGGUUUGAUGAAUGAGUUAAAAUGUGAUUCGAGGAGAGGGAAACAUGGCUCAGGAGACGAUUAUUACGGACCGCGUGCGAUACCCUUCGGGAGUCAGCAGAAGGUCCCAACGGAGCAGAGAGUACAAGCUGGCAUCGCAGAACUUGUGGGCCAAAGCACUCUCGGUGGUCGGGGUAGGGAUUCUGCUGCUUCUCUGUUACGCCAUCUUCCCAGAGAUGCCUCUCAUUGUCGUCGGCGUCUGUACCAUCUUCCUGGGGCUGUGUACCCUCAUCGCCGACCGCAUUAUCAAUAAUAAAUGUAAGAAGGGGCGACAGCAGGGACGUCGUGAUGGAGGUCGUCAACGAAAUGGGACCCGAGGUCGUAAUCCAAGUCAGUCGGCGACGAAUCAAGCCCCUGGGAAUGAAACCUCAAAUGAUAUUUGGACAUGCCCGAUGCCUUUAGAAUGGCCCAUCCCACCUUCGACGCCACCGCCCACUUAUACGCCAACCAACCCAGUACCUUUAGAUGAAAACAUUGAACUUGGUCCGCCACCGUUUGAACCUCACCCUGCCCUCGGCCUCCCCCCUCCUCCUCCCCCUCUUACCCCUCCACCGCCUCUUACACCCCUACCCUCCCGUGAGGACGAUCAAGAAGUAUGUAUUUCAUCGGACUCUGACGAGGGCGAGGAUGAUGACGCGGUGACCGAGCUACCGAUCAUGUUCCCGCUACGAACCCGUCGACGAUGUAUCUCGACACCACCGCUGCCAUCCUAUGAAGAGGUAAUUGAGGAAGAUCGACGGACGGUAGCGUCAGCGUCGUCCAUGCCGUCACUUUUAUCGCGCGAUUCAGCGUCAACGUCGUCGUCAUCAUCGGCAGAUCAAUCACAAUCUUCUGGCGGAGACACAGCCGUGAGGUUACAGAACAAUCUAGCGUCAGAGGAAGCUUCAUCAAACACAUUAUCAUCGUCGUCGGACAUGCUUUCGAUACUUGCGCAGGCUUCACGGACAAGAGCUUCUAGUUUACCAGUGAGGACAUAGCAAGUAUGGAUCUCUUUGAAUGGGAACCUAUGUACAGAAUGUUACUUUUGAAUAUUCUUGGAGUAGUGGAUAAAAGAACAGUCAGCAUGUUGGAAUUCUGGUCAGAGGGAUAGAGUUGGGAUCAGUUAGGAACUACGAACGAGAUGGAGUGCAUUUAUUUAAUACGUAUCUUGCCAUAGUCCAUUCAAAUGCAAGGUUUCCUUAAUAGUUUUUAGAGGUAUAACAACAAGUGUAUUCGUGGUGUGAUGGGGGGGGGGGGGGUAGUGAUAUGACGCCGUUGUCAAGUGUCAAUGUAACUCCCCCCUGGUAUUUACGCCGAUUCUGUUUUCUAACUAAAGUCAACAUGUACGCCAACAUAUCAGAUAAUAAUAUCCUCACAAAGCGUCAUAAAGCUAUUUACUUGCUAAUCGUUACAUCAAACAAGUUAUUCAUUGUAAUCCCAGGGUGCGAAAUGACAAAACAUGGGAAGUUCACCUAACACUAAGUUUUUAAAAGGCAAAAUGUUAGACAAUAAAGGAUGACGAAUAUAUAUUAAAGAAUAAAGAGAUGUUCAUAAACAGUAUUUUGUCAAGUCAUGCGCGACCAGCCAACAAAAAAAAAUAAUAGUUGGGAUCAUAUUAUUAAAUAUCGUAUUUCCUAGCAAAUAUUAUCGUACAAAUGUUCUAAGAGUAUAGCGGGAAAUAAUUUUUCAUAGUCAUGGUUAAAAAGCAUGUCAUAAGGCUGCCUUAGCAAAAUAUCACAUCCUGGGUAGAAAUACAGAUAUUAAAUAUGUGCAUGAGAUAAGGUCUGGAGUUUCGAUGCUGUUCGAAGUAAAAAUGCGUGAAUUUUUAAAUCCUCAAAUUAUUGGCAACUAGUUUUUUCAAUAUUUUCUGAAUGUAUAUGUCCUGAAAUGGAUAUAGUGUUGAAGAUAUGAAAACGUGUGAUGUAUAAUCUUUGUACAAAUAAAUUUGUAAGGUUAGUGUUAACAUUAUGAGAUUUUAAAUAUACUGUACUACAGUAAAAUUCAAGUUUUUGAAAU